Molecule: messenger RNA, 3410 nt
Organism: Erinaceus europaeus (western European hedgehog)
Lineage: Eukaryota; Metazoa; Chordata; Mammalia; Eulipotyphla; Erinaceidae
Gene: GRK7
Product: G protein-coupled receptor kinase 7
Exons: 4
Coding region: 645-2276 (543 amino acids)
Biological process (GO): signal transduction; regulation of signal transduction; protein phosphorylation
Cellular component (GO): cytoplasm
Molecular function (GO): rhodopsin kinase activity; ATP binding
Source: RefSeq, a predicted model, not a curated record
UUUUGUAUAACCAUUAUGCUGUCUCUCCUGCCCUACACAUCUUUUCUUGGUCCAGGGACUUUCAGUCUCAGCCUCCUGAGAAGAAAGAAAGCUGUGGGUGGAGGGUCUCUGCAGGCUGUUGUGGGAGCAAGUGGUGUGUGGGCACCUGUCACCCAUUCAAGCUAAGACUGGGAGUCCCCAGGGGGUUUCUCUGAGGUCCUGUCAGGGACUCCUAGUUCAGAGCAUCCCUUUGUGUCACCUGCUGGGUGUCAGACCUCCGAGCACAAGGAGAGGCCACACCACCACACACAAUCCCCUUCCACUAGUCCUACUUCUAUCAUCAAUAUAGCUUUACUUUCAGCACUUGCAAGAUCCCUUGGUUGAGGCCUGGCGCCCGGGAGUGGGUGUGUGUGCUGGCAUCCAAGGGUCCCAGGCUGCUGUCCCAGGGGUUGAGGGAGGCGACUUGCGUGCUGCUCUGCCCUGGAGGACUAUACAUAGCCAGCAAAGCCUCUUACCAGAGCCACCUCCCCGCACCUCACCGCCCACCCUAGACGGGGGCUCGUUCUAAAUCCCUUGCAGAGAAGCCGAGACCAGAGCUGCCCGGGGCCUGCCCUGCCUGUCUGUCCUUCCUUGCCGGGUCCCAGGAGCCCCGGGGCGUGGCCAGCAUGGUGGACAUGGGCGGCCUGGACAACCUGAUCGCCAACACGGCCUACCUGCAGGCGCGCAAGACCUCGGACACCGACAGCCGUGAGCUGCAGAGGCGGCGCCGCAGCCUGGCGCUGCCCGGGCCCGAGCACUGCGCCCCCCUCCGCCAGGCGCUGCCCCCCGACUUCCACAGCCUGUGCGAGCAGCAGCCCAUCGGCCGCCGCCUGUUCCGGGACUUCGUGAGCAACGAGCCGGCCUACGGCGACACGGCGGCCUUCCUGGAGGAGGCGCAGGCCUGGGAGCUGGCGGAGGAGGGCCCCGCGCGGGCCGAAGCGCUGCGGGCGCUGCUGGGGACCCCGCGCCCCUUCCUCAGCCCCGCACUGGCCGCCCGCUGCCUGGCCGCCGAGGCCGAGGAACUCGGGGAGCUGGUGGCGCCCGCCAAGGCCGAGGCCGUGGCCUUCCUGCAGGGCCGGCCGUUCAGGGCCUUCCUGGGCAGCGCCUUCUACGAGCGCUUCCUGCAGUGGAAGGCCUUGGAGAUGCAGCCCGUGUCCGACAAGUACUUCACCGAGUUCCGCGUGCUGGGCAAGGGCGGCUUCGGGGAGGUGUGUGCCGUCCAGGUGAAGAAUACGGGGAAGAUGUAUGCCUGCAAGAAGCUGGACAAGAAGCGGCUGAAGAAGAAGGGCGGGGAGAAGAUGGCGCUGCUGGAGAAGGAGAUCCUGGAGCAGGUACACAGCCCCUUCAUCGUCUCCCUGGCCUACGCCUUCCAGAGCAAGUCCCACCUGUGCCUGGUCAUGAGCCUGAUGAACGGGGGCGACCUCAAGUUCCACAUCUACCACGUGGGCCCUCGGGGCCUGGCCAUGGACAGGGUGGUCUUCUACGCGGCACAGAUGGCCUGCGGGCUGCUGCACCUGCACUCCCUGGGCAUCAUCUACCGGGACCUCAAGCCCGAGAACGUGCUCCUGGACCACGGCGGCCACUGCAGGCUGUCCGACCUGGGGCUGGCCGUGCUCAUGCAGGAGGACAAGCCCAUCACGCAGCGGGCUGGGACCAAUGGUUAUAUGGCACCUGAAAUCCUAAUGGAAAAGGCAAGUUAUUCCUAUCCUGUGGACUGGUUUGCAAUGGGCUGCAGCAUUUACGAGAUGAUUGCUGGACGGACACCAUUCAAAGAUUAUAAGGAAAAAGUCACCAAGGAGGAUUUAAAGCAAAGAACCCUGAAAGAGGAGGUCAAAUUUGAGCAUGAUAACUUCACAGAGGAAGCCAAAGAUAUCUGCACUCUCUUCCUGGCCAAGAAACCAGAGCAACGCUUAGGAAGCAGAGAAAAAUCUGAUGAUCCCAGGAAACACACUUUCUUCAAAUCCAUCAAUUUUCCUCGCCUAGAAGCCGGUCUCGUGGACCCCCCAUUCGUGCCAGACCCUUCAGUGGUUUAUGCCAAAGACAUCAAUGAAAUCGAAGACUUUUCUGAGGUCCGAGGCAUUGAGUUUGAUGAAAAAGAUAAGAACUUCUUUCAGAGAUUCUCUACCGGUGCUGUGCCCAGAGCCUGGCAGGAAGAGGUCAUAGAAACAGGACUGUUUGAAGAACUGAAUGACUCCAACCGUCCUGCAGCUUAUGGGGAGGGAGAUUCAACCAAGUCCGGCGUGUGUUUGUUAUUAUAGAUUGUUCUUUCUACCAGCUAGGCAGCGGGAGCCUCAGCUGACAUAAUCCUGACAACCAGAAAUCUACAGAAGGAAGACCCAUCAAUCAGGAGGGCCUAUCCCCAGAGAACAAGUAAAAAGAACAGAUGGCUUCACUGCUUAGAAUGCCUUUCCUUCUUUCUCUUUUCUCUCUGUCGCUCUCCAGCUCUCUCUCUUUGAUUUCACAAAGUCAAUCUCAGUUUUCACUGAGAGCUGAGAAGAGGAACACUCAGGUUUAUUUUGAUAAACUAAAAUCAUGAGCUCUCCAUUCUGGAAAUGACAGAAAGUUCUGGAACUUUCAUGGUGUACUCAGAAAAUGAGCUUUUCCAAUUCUUGGUAAAUAAUCAUUUUAGUCUUUCUUUGUUAAGAUCCUCUCUUCCCUUCAUCUUUUGGGUUUCCUUUUGCUUCUGUAUAUGUAAGAAGAAUACUUGAAGCUGGAAAUAAAUAGUCCUGAUAUUCUCUCCUACCAAAAGAGAGAAGGAAAUUAAUUGUAAUAUUCUGGCAGUGUUUCAGAUGACAGAACAACUUUCAGCUUACUGAAAUUCCUUUUUUCACCUCUUUUGAAAUAGGUCACCAUUAUUUUAGUGAAGCAUGUUCAGUGUAAAUAUACAAGAGGUUUGUGAAAUAAAGAAUACUGUAAGCUGAAUCCUUUAAGGAAAAUGCUACAAAUUGCUUACACAUGCAGUUCUACAUGCUGAACUCUGGAAUCACCUAGGGAUCUUUUAAAAAACAAGAAUGUCUGCCUCUCUCCCCCAGAUUUAAUUGAUAUGGGCUACAGCCUGGACAUCUCCAUUUUCAAAAGCUCCCGUGUGGUUCUAAUUAUAGCAGAGUUUGAAAACCAUUGCCAUGGAGACUUACAGGUUACUACAUAUGGGCUUGUUCCCAUUGCUCAAAGGUUCAAUCAUCAAUGUUGACAGUCACUUUUCUUUCUUUCUUUCUUUCUUUUAAAGAUCCAUUUAUUUAUUUCAGGAGACAGAAAGAACAGAACACUGCUCAGCUAUGGCAGUGCAAGGAGUCAAAUCCAGAGCCUCAUGCCUCCAAGCCCUGAGCUCUACCUCUUAGUCAUCUCCCUAGCUACAACAAUCACUUCUCAGAUAGAGAGAGAGAGAGAGGAAG